AUGGGCACAGACUACUUCCUCCACCACGUCCUCGUCUACCUUGGCGCCAAAGAAAACAUUUCGCAAGUUCCAUUACUGCUGGAUGUGGGAACAGUGUGCUGUGACGUGGCCAACUUCUCCAAGGACUGUUACGUCACAUACCAGCCGACCGGCAGGAACAACAGUGAAACCAACGAAGCUGUGUUCAAGAGCACAACACAGAUUUCCACUGCCCGGAGUGGUCCUGCUUCGCUAGCCGUUGACAACAACACCGACGGCAGCUACACUCACGGCUCUUGUUCCCACACCAGUGAAACCACUAACACACAGUUCUGGUGGCAAGUGGACCUAGCUCUCGCCUUGCCUGUGGCAAAACUGAGAAUCUACAACAGAGUAGAUUGUUGUGCAUUUCGUCUGAAAAAUAUCGACGUCCUGGUAGGUCGGAGAAGCUCGUCUAGCAUUGCUUACACGAGGUGUGUCCAGCAUGAUGACGUGUUCCCCGCGGUCCAGACGCUGGUCUGUGGUCAGCCAUUGUGCGGCCAGUACGUGCGAGUGGUCAAGGCUCCAGUUAGUGCAUUAGAAGCUCUGACUCUGUGUGAAGUACAGGUGUACACUGGAACUUUCGACCCAGGAAAACCCACGACGAACGAACCCAGUGUUCAGACAUCAUCCACUUCACCGACUACACCAGAGAACGCGUCAACUCCUGAUGACAGUGUCGUGAACGCUGCAGGAUCAACACAAACACAGAACACAAGGGAGACGACUCCGGAUGACACCAGCGAAGACAGCAGCUUAUCUCCCCUCGUUGACAUCACCUUUUCAGGGGUCGCGUGGGGUGAUGCAGGAGGUCAAACGAGCACAGCUCCCUUUCCCUUAGCGCUAGACACCAUCUCCACAGUAAAAAGCCCACAGUCAUCUGUCAACGACAGCAGCACGCAACCUUCUGCAGAAAACUCCUCUACGACGACAGAGACAGGCGAUGACCCGAGACUGACCCGCGCCGUGCUGUCAGGAAGAGAUACUGCGGCGGAGACAACACCGCUUACGUCACGCAGCGAUAACGAGGCGCUGCACUUUAGCUCCGGCGUGGAGUUCACAGAGGUCACGAGGAGCACUGCCACGUCGACGUUGGUUAGCGUGAAGGCGACGAGCGGUGAUACUGUCAUGCCAGCACCGAUGAGUGUCAUGGAUGUGACACCACCAGAGUCACCUACAGACGGGAUGACGACGACGACGACGACGACGACGACGAUGGCAGACCUCGUGUCUGCUGUGUCUUUAGCGGAAUUCGCUGACCAAACCACAGCGACAGUCUCAACAACUACAUCAGUGUUUCACUCAACUGCAACCACAACAGGAAAUGAAGGAUCUCUGACAAACAUUGAAAUGUCAGCAGCGAUGUCAGGCGUAAGAGUCAGUGUGUCAGUGAUGGUGGCAGACCAACAACGUAGUGAGUCAGCUACGAACUUAGUGGAUGUAACGAGCGUGUCGAAGCUGCCAAGUGACAUGGCUGACAUGACAGACCUCUACACACUCACACCUACUGUAGCACCAAGGCCUGAGGUGUCAGUGACAUGUCACGAGGGAAGUUCGUGUCUUAAAUCAGUCACAAGAGAGUCAGAGCCAACUGUCACUAGUGGCGAUCAUUUCGUUACAGCACCAGUACCAACUGUCACUCCUCCUGAAUAUCUCGUAACAAAGUCUCUGUCAAAUAUGGAAUUAGUUACAUCAGACACAAUCCUGACUGUCAGUCCUGUGACACUAGAACAUUUUGUGACAGACCCUGUAAUGACAAACAACAUUCCUGUGAUAAGUCUCGAACACUUUGUAACAGAGUCAGUGUCCGAUCAUGAAUUAGUUACAAGAAACUCAGUGCUGAGUGCUGAUGGAGUGACAAAUCUUGAGCCAGUCGUCACAGAGUCAGUGCUAGGUGUCAGUCCUGUCACAUCUAAUGAGUUACUCAAACUCGAUUCCGUGACAAACGCCAUUCCAGUGUCAAAGAUGUACACUGAGUCACAACCAAUCGCAUCAGAGCUUACAAACCUGUCUGUUGUCACAAACUAUGGCGCAACAGCAACUACAACAGCAACAACUACAACAGCAACAACUACAACAGCAACAACUACAACAGUACAAGUAAACGUCAUAACUUCAAUGCCGGAAGAAACCAUGGAGACAUCCCAGUCGAGUCCUCAACUCCUCGCAGUCAUCACAACAUCGACAAGCAGCUCACCGACGACCGCCCAAGACUUUCCCUCACCUGUAUCAACACUAUCACGUGACUUUGAGUCGACACCUAUUGACUUUCUGGUCACUGUGGUAGUCCUGUCAUCUGAUGUGCUCGCGACACACUUUGACUCACUUACUCAAGGACUUCAUCACCCUCCACACUCCUCCAUUCUCACUUCACCCUACGUUUCCGAGGCUACGAACUCUGGUGGUGAUGCCGUCGUUGACAUCAUCGUAUCAACAGUUCAGCAAGGAUUCGAUGUAGUUUCUUCUAACGACGACUACAGUUACCCUUCGUCAGCUACCAUGGUGGAUUUCUCACAUGUCACCUCGACAACGGUUUUGCCGAGUUCUGCUGAAGCAAAGGAAACAAAUGUAGAAAGGUCCGUCGACUCGUUCUCGGAGCCAGUGAAUACACCACCACGAAGUUUUGUGUCAACAACCGAGGGACUCAACUACGUCACUUCCCCUGCCAUGGCGGAUGCCACUAAAGUAACACUCUCCGAUCAUGGAGAAAACACAGUAAGAGAUGUGGUCAACAGUAAAGACAUGCUCUCGUCAACCAUACCAAGUGCAAGUCGAGUGGUAGACUCUAAUUCAUCUGCCUCACACAAUUCUACAGACUUAUCUUCUCUCGCCAUAUCUAAUGUUUCCAGUUCUCUGCAGCCUGUGACACAUACGUCUGGCAUACCAUCAGUGUCAGUGACACGGAGCGAAGAGAACGAUAGAACACUUUUUGUCUCAGACUUGAGCCUCGCAGUGAGUCAAACGACACACGUGACAGGGAAUGUGGAUAAAAUAUCUUUGUUGCCGUUACCAAGCGCCUCGCAAGUCCCCCACCUACGGUCGUCGUCUGAAGAAUACAGUCAGCUAUCGUUGUCUAACCAAACGGCGCAGUUGUUGGACACCAUCACCAAACUCAUUCCUGUGCUCGUGGAAUCAGAUAAAUCUCGGGUCAGUUUGGUUGAAGUCAACACCAUGCCUACAUCCAGCAUCUUCCCGACGAUUAUAGUAAACAACAUGCCAACGACAACCACCCUGUCAUCUGGCGGGGGGAACAAUCAUCCUCUACUCUACACUAGCACUGUUGUAACGGGUGAACACGUGACAACAGCUGACGUAUCAGAUGCUGUAGAAGCGACUCGUAUGGACUCAUCGCUAGAUACACACUACCCUCUCCUCCAUCCGGCGUCUGUCACCUACUUUCCAGAAACCUCUGCUGACCCCAGUCAUGACCCUGAUUCAGGUCAGGCUCUAAGGCAAACACCAACUCUGGAUCAGGCUUCGCUGUCGACCAUGUCGAACAAGACCGAGUCACCUUCCUCGAAGGAACAUCAGGUGACCGCCGGUAGCAUCACCACCACGACCAGACGCCCUCCUUCUACCACUCCUCCGAGAUCCCCGAUGUGUCCGUGCGGCUGCCAGCGCAAGUUGCUGCAGCCGAACACCAGUCAAGAUGCCAACUACCUGGACCAGCUCCGGCAGACCAUCGAGGACGAGUUGAAGAUGUCUCACGCUGACCUCGCCCAGCAGGUCAUGAAGAAAACCAGCGCGCCGGACGGACGACAUUCUGCUGUAGCUGUUGGGGCGGUGGCUGUUAUCAUCAUGAUCCUCUCUUUGCUUAUCUUAGUCCUUCUUGACUUGAUUGACCUUCUCAGAUGGUUGCACAUGCACGUGGUGAGGCGCACGCGCGUUGAGAAGCUACACCUACCUACUUAAUUUGUUUUGAAACUCGUUCUUACGUGUUUCCCAUCUUUCCCUUGUCACCGAUACAUCAAGCAUCUGACUUGGGUUCAGAUUUCGGCUAGGACAAAAAAUUGCAGUCUUAUUUUUUUUAUUUUUUUUUUUAACUAUUUAUUAAAGAGUUAGCAAAAUUGACAGGGGUAAAUAUGAAAUUCAGAAAAAUCCAGAUAUCCUGGAAAUAGUUAUCUUGCUUUUGGAAGAUGCCGUAGUAUUAAUUUCGGAUGCUGUUACUGGUCUGCAGAAUCAUUUUAAUGUUUUAAUGAAUACAUCAUGUAAUUUAGGUUUAGUCGUUAAUUUAAUAAUUCUAACAUUGUAAUCUCUGAAAAUGGCGGUUUUAUUUCUUCCGUUGAGAAAUGGUCUAUUGGAGUCCAAAAUAUUUGUUGUAAAUAUGUAUAAAUAUUUGGGUAUCUGCAUGUCCAUUCGUCUGUCCAUCUCUCAUGCUUUAAUGACAUGGCUAGUCGUGCCAAAAAUUGGUGUAGCUGGAAUCCUGGGGUCUUUGUGGUCGACUGGUGAACAUGCUCUGAUGUUUUCCUAAAAUUGUUUGACUGUCAGAUUCUUCCUGUGACGAUGUAUGCAGAACUAUGGGGAGUUGUUGCCAAUCUGAAACCAAUAGAAACAGUUCACACUUUUGCUUUAAACAGAUUUUUCAUUCCAUUCCCAAAGCCUAAUGCAGUAGUCUGUGGAGAAAGAUGAAAAUACUCCUUACAUGUGACUGUUCUAUAAAAAGUAUUAAAAAUAUUGGCUACGUAUUUUGAGCAAGAAGAUUGCCACGCCGGGCUUACAAUAUGUUGUUAAAUAUACAUAACCAAAACAAAGUGUUGUAUCCGAUUGCUUUUGGCAUGUCUGUCAAACUCAGGCGUUGGAGACCCUGAACUAAUUAGUACAACUUUUAAAAGGAUUCUCCAGAACUGUUAUCAGCAAGAAUUGUAUUUUACUAUAUCUUCCGAUGAUGAUAUCAAUUCUAUAAUU
Pomacea canaliculata is the source of this 4923-nucleotide messenger RNA. RefSeq names its product mucin-5AC-like. Lineage: Eukaryota; Metazoa; Mollusca; Gastropoda; Architaenioglossa; Ampullariidae. The transcript has 5 exons. Bases 1 to 3930 code for a protein of 1309 amino acids. The record is from RefSeq and is a predicted model, not a curated record.